Molecule: messenger RNA, 1977 nt
Organism: Melanotaenia boesemani (Boeseman's rainbowfish)
Lineage: Eukaryota; Metazoa; Chordata; Actinopteri; Atheriniformes; Melanotaeniidae
Product: cytochrome P450 2K1-like
Exons: 9
Coding region: 98-1618 (506 amino acids)
Biological process (GO): xenobiotic metabolic process
Cellular component (GO): cytoplasm; intracellular membrane-bounded organelle
Molecular function (GO): oxidoreductase activity, acting on paired donors, with incorporation or reduction of molecular oxygen, reduced flavin or flavoprotein as one donor, and incorporation of one atom of oxygen; iron ion binding; heme binding
Source: RefSeq, a predicted model, not a curated record
CAAACACAAUCCACUGAGAUUUUCACUGAAACACAACAAGCACCGUGUUUUCCACCAGGUGGAUUAUCAGCCAGGUGGACCGCUAGCUGCAGAGUAAAUGGAGCUUUUGAAGGAUUUUGCCUUCUCCUACUUCUCCAGUCCCAUCACGGUAAUGGGAGUUGGUAUCGUUCUGUUAGUCCUUUAUCUUUUCCCAGCUACUUCCACUUCUGCUGUGCUGGGGAAAGAGCCUCCAGGACCGAGGCCUCUGCCUCUGCUUGGCAACCUGUUGCAGCUUGAUCUCAAGAGACCUUACAAAACAUUAUGUGAGCUUUCUAAGAAACACGGGUCUGUAUUUACUGUGUACUUUGGACCCAAGAAGGUGGUGGUCCUGGCUGGUUACAAGACAGUCAAAGAGGCUCUGGUCAGCUAUGCAGAGGAGUUUGGAGAUCGAGACAUCUCACCUAUAUUCUAUGAUAUAAACAGAGGUCAUGGAAUUCUGUUUGCAAAUGGAGAUUCGUGGAAAGAGAUGCGUCGUUUUGCUCUUGCCACCCUCAGAGACUUUGGGAUGGGCAAAAGAGUUGCUGAAGAAAAAAUCUUAGAGGAAUGUGGCCAUUUGAUUCAAACGUUUGAAAAACACGACGGGAAACCAUUUGACACAACAUGUCCAAUAAAUUAUGCAGCAUCUAACAUCAUCUCCUCUAUUGUGUAUGGGAGCAGAUUUGAAUACAAUGAUCCCCGAUUCAGAAACCUUGUGAGUCGAGCCAAGGAGACAAUACACAUUACAGGUUCUGUAACAAUCCAGCUUUACAACAUGUUUCCUUGGUUGGUCAAAUGGAUAAAGAACCGACGGGUGAUUUUAAGAAAUGUUAAGAAGACUGUCAGAGAUGUGAAGGACUUAAUCCAGCAUCUGAAAGGGACACUGAACCCUCAGAUAUGCAGAGGACUUGUGGAUUGUUUUCUGAUACGGAAGCAGAAAGAGGAGGACUCUUGUGUUAUGAACACUAACUUCAAUGAGGACAACUUGGUAUUCACAGUGACCAACCUGUUUGCUGCUGGCACUGACACCACAGCUACUACACUGAGUUGGUGUCUGCUCUUGAUGGCCAGAUAUCCACAUAUUCAGGACCAGGUCCAGGAGGAGCUAGCCAGAGUAAUAGGAAGCCGUGAAGUGCGGGUAGAUGACCGUAAAAACCUGCCAUUCACUGAUGCUGUCAUCCAUGAGACACAGAGAAUGGCUAACAUUAUCCCCAUGUCUCUUCCUCACAAAACUAGUCGAGAUGUCAUCUUCCAGGGAUACUUUAUAAAAGAGGGUACAACUAUAUUUCCGCUUCUGUCUUCUGUACUGUAUGAUGAGAGUGAGUGGGAGAGUCCAUACACCUUUAACCCUUUUCAUUUCCUGGACAAAGAGGGUAAAUUUAUUAGGAGAGAUGCCUUCUUGCCCUUUUCUGCAGGUCGCAGGGUGUGUCUUGGAGAGAGUCUGGCUAAGAUGGAGCUCUUCCUCUUCUUCACCUCCCUUCUCCAACGCUUUCGUUUCACCCCUCCACCUGGAGUUUCAGUAGAAGAACUGAAUCUGACACCAGCAACAGGCUUUGUCCUCGCUCCUUCUCCACAUGAGCUGUGUGCUGUCAGUCUGCAAUGAGGAAGAGGAGCAAAGUGUGGCAUUAUUAUUGAUCAGUUUGAUCACUACUUCAUUCAUUGCAAUGCAUAAAAGUGGAAAGCGUGACAUUAAAAUAGAUACUGAUAAGGUUUGACUGAACAUACAGAAAUGUAAGUGUAGAUUUAGAAUGUGAUGUUCAAUAACAGAUUAAUACAAUCCAGAAUCAAGCUAAACAUAACUUUCUAACUUGUAUGUUGGACAUGCUAACUUUGCAUAGUCAGCUGAAAGCCACAUGGCUUCAUUACCCAAGUAUUUGUUACAAAGCCUGUUUUUGUCUUAGAAAUAAAGGAAGCAAACAAAAUUAUGUUGCACAAUUUAAAAAGCUGUGGAGCGAGUCUUUU